UUAUCACGUGUACGUUUACCUCAACUGUUAGGAUAUAGACAGUCUGACAAAACAGAAAAAGAUGAUAAGAAUGUUCUGUGAUAAUAUGCGUUUCUUUCGAUAUAUUUUAUAAUGAUGUCGCCCUCCAUGUCUUUAUCUAAUGGAAUGAAUACAUUUUAAACACUUAUAAUUCAUUGAUUUAUUUUUGUUUGAAAAUAUGGAAGUUCCAGGAAAAAGGGAAAUAAAUGAUUUUUCUUGCAAACCUUGUGAAGAAAAUGACAUAUUUACUCAAGCGGAUGGAUUUUGUGUGAUCUGUGAAGAGAAUAUGUGUUCCAGUUGUUUUGAAACACACAAAAAAUGGAAACUAAAUCGAGAUCACACUUUAAUUGAUUGUAAUGAGGAAGUAACGCAGAGAGAAAAUCCAAGUGAUUUUGAGAAAUGUGAGCUACAUUUGAACGAAACAGUGAAGUUUUAUUGUGCACAGCACGGGCAAGUUGGUUGCGGAGAUUGUAUGGUCACAGGUCAUAGGUCAUGUAAGGUCGAUUAUAUUACUGACAUUAAAGACACAGCAGAGUUCAAGUCUUUAACCAAAGGACCGGAAAAAUGCAAGAUUGAAGCUGAGCAUGUGCUGUCCUCAAUUAAGAACAAUAUAGUUCAAAUUGAUGAUAUUAAUGGAAAAUUCAUACAGGAAGUUAACAUGUUCCGGGAAGAGAUAAUUUCAAAAGUGAACAACUUAUCAGAUCGUAUGCUUAAGGAAGGCGAGUGCAUUAAGGCUAAAGAUAACUUCAGUAUGAAAAAGUUAGCAGACGAAACUGAAAGUUUGAUUAAUGAUCUCAAUGAUAUGUCUGAUUUAUUAGAAUCAAAAGUUGAGAGUCCAAGUCAGCUCUUUGUUUGUUCAGUUUCAAAGAAACCGAAACUUGAUCAACUGAGAAUACAGCUUGAUGACAUCAAAAGUAGAAACAUUAUCGAAUGUUACGAGUUCAAAAGAGAUACCAAGCUAUCUCGCACUUUAGGAAGCAUAGGUCAACUUGGGGAACUAGAGAAAUACAAGGUGAAGGAUGUAAAAGAUGAUGAAGAGAUAAAAGAAGAUCAAGUUUUAAAAUCGAUGAAGUCUUUUGAUAUUUCAGCAAGUAAGGCUGAGCCACAACCGUUGCUUGACAGGCAGUUGAUAUGUAGAAAUAUAAAAGUGGAUGGAGAAUAUCUCAGUUAUGUGGACAAUGGAGACGGACAUGUUGGACAGUAUGUUGACAAGAAUGAAAUGGUGCAUGGAAAAUAUUUCGAAAUUGAGAUUUUAAGUUUAGGCCGGCCAGGAACAAUUGCUAUAGGUUUGGUACCAAGAAAUUACCCACACCAUAUGCCGCUGGGAUGGGGAAGGAACUCAAUAGGAUAUCAUGCGGAUGAUGGCCAUCUUUACCACGGAUGUGGCCAGGGCAAACGAUUUGGACCAAAAUACCUCGUUGGUGACAUGAUUGGCUGCUAUUUAUUUAAUACCGUCAUUAGUUAUGCAGACCGAGGUGUAUUUAGUUUGAUGGAUGUAACUCCCGUUACAGCUGUUUUUACCAGGAACGGCAAAAAGGUUGGAGAAAAGGUACUUCGAUUAAAUCGAAAUUUACAGCUUUUUGCUGCGGUUGGAAUGCAUUCUUCCGGAGAAAAAGUUAAAGUAAUACUGGAUGCAAAGAAACCAUGAAUGAGAAUGAGAAUAAGAAGCAAAACUUAACUAAUGAUAGUUACAUUUGUCUUCUUAUAUUUACAGUAUAUUAAGAUUUUAAGGGUAGUUAUGUGUCUUUUUUUCUGCUGUUGUCUCAAUGUUCUUGUCUCUAACGUUUACAUCUUCAAGCUUUUUUCAUUUGUUUUGUACAUUUAGAAGAAAAAUAAUUGAUCCUGUAAUACUAUCCAAAGGCAUAUAAUAUGACAGAUUUGAAUUAUCUUUUAAUGGCAAUAUUUACGGUAUGGUGUUUUUAGCUCACCUGUCACAAAGUGACAGGGUGAGCUUUUGUGAUCGCUUUUCGUCCGGCGUCCGUCCGUCCAGCGUCCGUCCGUCCGUAAACUUUUACUUUAAAUGACAUCUCCUCAUUAACCACUAAGCCAAUUUCAUCCAAACUUCACAGGAAUGUUCCUUUGGUGGUCACCUUUAAAAAUUGUUCAAAGAAUUUAAUUCCAUGGAGAACUCUGGUUGCCAUGGCAACCGAAAGAAAAAACUUAAAAUAUCUUCUCUUAAAAAACCCCAAGAGCUAGAGCUUAGAUAUUUGGCAUGAAACAUCUUCUAAUAAGAGUAUACCAAGUUUGUUCAAAUUAAAGCCCUGGGGUCAAAAUUGGCCCCGCCCCAGGGGGUCUUUGAUUUUCCCUAUAUGCAUAUAGUAAAAACUUAAAAUAUCUUCUUUUAAAGAACCCAACGAGCUAGAGCUAAGAUAUUUAGCAUGAAACAUCUUCUAGUGAGUGUCUACCAAGUUUGUUCAAAUAAAAGCCCUGGGGUCAAAAUUGGCCCGGCCCCAGGGGGUCAUUGAUUUUCCCUAUAUGCAUAUAGUAAAAACUUAAAAAAUCUUCUUUUAAAGAACUCAAAGAGCUAGAGCUAAGAUAUUUAGCAUGAAACAUGUUCUAAAUGGUGUCUACAAAGUUUGUUCAAAUAAAAGCCCUGGGGUCAAAAUUGGCCCCGCCCCGGGGGUCAUUGAUUUUCCUUAUAUGUAUAUAGCAAAAACUUAAAAAUCUUCUUUGAAAAACCCAAAUAGCUGGAGUUUAGAUAUUAAGCAUGAAACAUCUUCUAGUGAGUGUCUACAAAGUUUGUUAAAAUAAAAGCCCUUGGGUCAAAAUUGGCCCCGCCCUGGGUGUUAUUGAUUUGCCUUAUAUUUGUAUAGCAAAAACUUAAAAAUCCUCUAUGAAAAAACCCAAAUAGCUAGAGUUUAGAUAUUAAGCAUGAAACAUCUUCUAGUAAUUUUCUACAAAGUUUGUUCAAAUAAAAGCCCUGGGGUCAAAAUUGGCCCCGCCCCAGGGGUGUCAUUGGUUUUAACUAUAUGUGUAUAGUAAAAACUUAAAAAAUCUUCUUUAAAAAAAACCCAAUGAGCUAGAGCUUAGAUGUUUAGCAUGAAACAUCUUCUUAUGGGUGUCUACCAAGUUUGUUCAAAUAAAAGCCCUUGGGUUAAAAUUGGCCCUGCCAAGGGGGGGGGGGGGCGGAAGGAGGGGGUAGAUUGUUGCUUUUCAUUAUAUAUGUGUAGUAAAAACUUAACAUCUUCUAAUGGGUGUCUUCCAAGUUUGUUCAAAUAAAAGCCCUGGGGUUUAAACUGGCCCCGCUCCGGAUGCCUUUAUACAGGUGAGCGACCUCAGGGCCAUCAUGACCCUUUUGUUACUUGUGUGUCUUUUUUUAAGCAUUGUGUGACAAAAAAUGGCCAAAAAGAUCAAAAGGGGUAGGUCAUUGUUUUUCCUUAUAUGUGUAUAGUAAAAACUUAAAAAAUCUUCUUAGAGCUAGAGCUUAGAUAUUUAUCAUGAAACAUCUUCAAAUAGGUUUCUACCAAGUUUGUUCAAAUAAAAGCCCCUGGGUUAAAAUUGGCCUCGCCCGGGGGCCUAUAUACAGGUGAGCGAUUUCAGGGCCAUCAUGGCCCUCUUGUUGUAUUUUCUUUUUUAUAUAAAAUAUUAUCUAAUAGCUACAUGUGGAUCAUCGUGUAGAUAUUGAUAUUCAAAACGAUUUCAUUUUUUUACCAUCGUUUAUUAUUCCUCGUUAAAGACUUUGGAAUAUACAAUGUCAUUUAGAUUUGGCUUUGUCCAUCUUCCCAUUGUUUUCUUGUUAAUGGCAUACGCUUUCUUUAAACGUUAUCAAUGGAUAGAUAUAAAGAAGAAUAGUUCAGCAUGAGAGUUAUAACUUUCAAGGGUAUUAUUUUUUAGUAUUUACUCUUUACAAAUUUUCCAACUUUAUUCUUCAGGGUAAAACUGCAAAAGUAUAAAAUGUAUAAAUUUAAAAUUUCAGAGAUAGAAUGAUUUGAUUGAAUGCAGUGUACAAGAACAAUAACUUUCAUAACGUUCUUGUCUAUAAUUAUUUUUGUAUAGGGCAUAGCUCGAAAAGAUAGAAGGUAUUUUUCUUUAUAUAUUGAUAGAUCAUAUUGCCAAUGUUGAGUGUCUAAGAACCAAAACUCUUUUACUCCAUAACUUUGGAUUUACUGCCUUUUUAGCUCACCUGACCACGAAGUGGUCAAGAUGAGGUAUAGUGAUGGGGCUAUGUCCGGCGUCCGUCGUCGUGUGUCGUGCGUUGUGCGUCGUGCGUCGUCAACAAUUGGGUUGUUAACAGUCUAGCAGUCACAGUUUUGAUUGGAUCAUCAUCAAACUUUGUCAGAAUGUUUGUCUCAAUGAAAUACAGAUCGAGUUCGAAGAUGGGUUAUCUCGGGUCAAAAACUAGGUCACAGGAGCUAAAAGUAGAAAAAACUUGUUAACACUCUAGAGGCUGCAGUUUUCAUCCAUAUACUCUGGAAAUUUGUCAGGAAGGUUGUUUUGAUGAUAUCUAGGUCAAGUUUGAAGAUGGGUCAUCUCAGGUCAAAAACUAGGUCACAGGAGCUAAAAAUAGAAAAAGCUUGUUAACACUCUAGUGGCCGCAGUUUUCAUCCAAAUAUUCUGGAAAUUUGUCAGGAAGGUUGUUUUGAUGAUAUCUAGGUCAAGUUCGCAGAUGGGUCAUCUCCGGUCAAAAACUAGGUCACAGGAGCUAAAAAUAGAAAAAGCUUGUUAACACUCUAGGGGCUGCAGUUUUGAUCCAAAUAUUCUGGAAAUUUGUCAGGAAGGUUGUUCAGAUGAUAUCUAAGUUAAGUUCGAAGAUGGGUCAUCUCAGGUCAAAAACUAGGUCACAGGAGCUAAAAAUAGAAAAAGCUUGUUAACACUCUAGUGGCUGCAGUUUUCAUCCAAAUAUUCUGGAAAUUUGUCAGGAAGGUUGUUUUAAUGAUAUCUAGGUCAAGUUCGAAGUUGGGUCAUCUCCGGUCAAAAACUAGGUCACAGGAGCUAAAAAUAGAAAAGCUUGUUAACACAUUAGGGGCUGCAGUUUUCAUCUAAAUAUUCUGGAAAUUUGUCAGGAAGGUUGUUUUAAUGAUAUCUAGGU
Molecule: messenger RNA, 5047 nt
Organism: Ruditapes philippinarum (Manila clam)
Lineage: Eukaryota; Metazoa; Mollusca; Bivalvia; Venerida; Veneridae
Exons: 9
Coding region: 197-1666 (489 amino acids)
Molecular function (GO): protein binding
Source: RefSeq, a predicted model, not a curated record